AUGGAAGGAAACUCUUAUCCUAUCUUGGAGGGGCGAUAUCUUCAAUCAUUCUACGUGAUGUGUGCUCAAACGACAUAUGUAGAUAAGGCGAGGAAAAAUGAGACAGCUGAUUUAUGGCAUGCACACUUUGGUCACGUGGACUACAACAAGCUCGAGGUGAUGAUAAAGAAAUCGAUGCUCAAGGGUCUUCCUCAACUAGAUGUCAAGGAAGAUAUAGUUUGCGCUGGAUGUCAAUUUGGUAAAGCACAUCAACUUCCAUAUGAAGAUUCGAAGUUCAAAUCGAAGGAACCUUUGGACUUGGUUCACUCAGAUGUGUUUGGUCCACUAAAGCAACGUUUAGUGAGUUGUGUAUGCUACAUGAUCACUUUCAUUGAAGAUUUAAGAUAUAUCUGA
Molecule: messenger RNA, 393 nt
Organism: Beta vulgaris subsp. vulgaris (sugar beet)
Lineage: Eukaryota; Viridiplantae; Streptophyta; Magnoliopsida; Caryophyllales; Amaranthaceae
Exons: 1
Coding region: 1-393 (130 amino acids)
Source: RefSeq, a predicted model, not a curated record